AUGGAUCCCGAGCCCAAGAGCCCUUCCCGUCGCUCUCCGCUCAUAGGGAAAAGUCCAGAUGUCACAGCUUCUUUGCAAAAAAGUGUACCGAUUGACAUUGAGGUCCAAGGCUUGAAGGCUAAGGUGCUUCUGAACCGCCCUCAGGAAGACAUCGUCCCAGAAAAGUAUCUUCAAAAGGCAGACCGAUCCUCCGUCGUGCAGCGUACUCCCUGGGCUUUUCGGGGCGUGGAAGAUGCUCGCCAGGUAAAUUUGGGCAAGUGGUCCAAAGUCGACGUCCGUUUCCGUGGGGUGUUUAGGAUGCUCAAUAAGGUGCCUCAAUUCAAGAAGGGCUUGUAUCAGAAUGAAGAUCGCAACAUCGAAGGCUGCAGCCGUAAAUACAUCUUUGAGGACGCGGCCAGGGCACAAGGUCAGGUAGUCUACGCUCUUCUUGAGGAGAUUCUGAAUUUGCUGGAUAUUAGGCGAGAGAUGGACAGUCAUCUCUCCUAUUUCUUCCUCCGCGCAAGAUUGUUGAAUUGUCACAUGGAAUACUGGACCGGUUAUCGCCAGAAGCAUCAGGAUGCGCCACUGACAGCUGGAUGGGUUUGUGUCGACACUCAUCCAGCCGGUGUAUCCAAUAAGUCGAUUUUGCCCAUUUCAACAACGACCAAGGCAAAGCAGUCCCUCGAGUCUGCCCUAGAAGGGAAAUUCAAACUUAUAUUAACAAAUUUGUUGCUUCAUAUCCAUAAACUGCAUCCACCUGGCGACAAGUUUCCCGACCAAGAAGUCUUCCUGAUCGGUCUGCAUGGGUCUCGAUUACACAUCUUGCGUGCCAUAUUUCCGGGCUACAAAACCUCCAAAAUCUGGAGUGGUAGAUACAACCCUUCACCAUCCAAUACUGAUUCGACAGAACUGUUCACCAUGAAUCCAAGUGAACGGUUCUACUCUAAGCAAAACGUAGAGCGAUUUGUCGAACGAGUCGAAUGGCAUAAGCUGUCAAAUGCGGACGGGGAGCGUGAUUCCCGCGUGUUCCGAAUUCUAGGAAGCCACGAGUAUGAUUUGUGGAUCAAGUCUGAGUUCCGAGCCGCAGUGAGGUUGGUUAUUGGGUUGAUCAUGUACUUGAUGAGUGGACAAGCUCGUUGCGGUAUUCUUCAGCAUGCAUUCCAGCGUUUUCCAUAUGAUGAGGAUGACGAGCCUAACUCGGAAGACGAGAGAGGUGAUAUUCAAGCUGCAAAGGAAGAGAAGGAUGUCGCUGAAAAGGAGAAAGAGUUGGAUGAGCUGGAGAAGCAGAGUGUUCAGAAAGAUCAAGAACGGGCCCGAACUCGAGACACUAUGCGGUCUUCUUCCAAUGACCGAAUCCGAGGCUUCGAAGAUUCUCGUCAACCAUGGUGGGAGUGGGUCUGGGAGGAUAAGGUCGAUGAAGAACGCGCAAAGAAUGAUGAUGUGAUUUGCAAUGGUCCACAAUAG
Molecule: messenger RNA, 1443 nt
Organism: Aspergillus affinis
Lineage: Eukaryota; Fungi; Ascomycota; Eurotiomycetes; Eurotiales; Aspergillaceae
Exons: 4
Coding region: 1-1443 (480 amino acids)
Source: RefSeq, a predicted model, not a curated record